ACGGCCUGAGGGGCGGGGCCAAAAGAGAACGGCCUGAGUGGCAAUAACGGGCCUCUCUAUCCUUGGCCGUGACACCUCAUUCGUUUCCGGUGGAACUUCCACUUCCGGAUAAGGCGGGCAGCAAGCAGAGGGUCUUUGGGUCGACCUCACCUGGAAUACUGUGUCUAAUUCUGGGCACCACAAUUCAAAAGAGAUAUUGACAAGCUGGAAGGUGUCCAGAGGAGGGCGACUAAAAUGAUCAAAGGUUUGGAGACCAUGAAUCCCUAGGAAGAUCGUCUUAAAAGAACUGGCUCACUUGGAGCAUGUGAAGCAAGCUGAGAAACUGAGUUCCACUAUGUGGUAUAUAAUGCAGAGCAUUCAGAGUAAAUAUUCUUUGUCAGAGCGUUUGAUUCGGACUAUAGCAGCCAUCAGAUCUUUUCCGCAUGACAAUGUUGAAGACCUUAUCAGGAGGGGUGCGGAUGUUAACUGUAUGCAUGGUACAUUGAAGCCACUACACUGUGCUUGCAUGGUUGCUGAUGCUGACUGCAUUGAGCUGUUGUUGGAAAAAGGAGCGGAGGUUAAUGCCCUUGAUGGGUACAACCGGACAGCUCUUCAUUAUGCGGCAGAGAAGGAUGAGACCUGUGUGGAAAUCCUCUUAGAAUACGGGGCCAAUCCAAAUGCCUUGGAUGGCAACAAGGACACCCCUCUCCACUGGGCUGCUUUUAAGAACAAUGCUGAGUGCGUCCGAACACUCUUAGAAAGUGGUGCCUUUGUCAACGCUCUGGAUUACAAUGACGACACCCCCCUGAGCUGGGCAGCAAUGAAGGGGAACCUAGAAAGUGUGAGCAUCCUUCUGGAAUAUGGGGCUGAGGUCCGGGUGGUCAACCUGAAAGGGCAAACCCCAAUCUCGAGGCUGGUUGCCCUCCUGGUCAGAGGACUUGGCACUGAGAGGGAGGACUCCUGCUUUGACCUCCUCCACCAAGCAGUGGGACACUUCGAAUUGCGGAAGAACGGGGCCAUGCCUCGUGAGGUCCUGCGGGAUCAGCAGCUGUGCGAGAAGCUAACCACACUUUGCUCUGCUCCAGGCACCUUAAAGACGCUGUCACGCUAUGCUGUACGCCACAGCCUGGGGGUACGAUUCCUGCCAGAUGCCGUGAAGGAACUGCCUUUGCCUGAAUCGCUAAAAGAAUAUGUGCUGCUUAAGUGACAGCAGAAAGCUUUGUUGGAUUUUGUUAAUCGUGCUGAUUGGUUGAUUUCUGUGCAGCGUCUUUCUGGGCACUUUGCACUGAUGGUUGCGGUGACAUGGAUAGAUUUUGCAGCGCUGUCUGUAACCUCACAGGCAAAUGUGAAUCUUCCUCACUCUGCUCUCAGCCAAUUUCCCUCAGCUUUUCCUUCCUUGUGCGACAAUUAGUGUAUGAUUAUUUUUCCUAAGUGAAGGAGGCUGGAAGAUGUUUUUCCUCGCUCUUUGCAGCUGUGAGGUCUCAAAAGACUACUGUUCAGCUACUGCAGCAGAUUUCUGCAGGAAUGCUAAAUCUGUUUUCUGUUCUCCGAUAUUUAAUGGACAGAAAAUAGAGGCAUCUUCUCUCAGAGCUGUUUAAUGAGCUGGGGUGGGACAAAAACUAUGAAUGGAUUUUGUCACAGCAAAGCAUUUCAGUGAUUUAAUAACCCUGCUUCAAACCCUUAAGGGAUGACAGGCCUGUCUUGCUAUAUGGUUUGCUAUCUGGGACAAGGUUUUCUAAGAGUCAUGUGGACUUGAUGGAUUUAAACAAAGGAAUACGAAAAGCUAACCUGUCCAGAUCAGGGGAUCCUUUUCUAGUACACAAUCUUAUUGUCUAGUGACAGGUGCCAAAUUAAGCUGGACAGGAAGAAUUAGCUCAAAAUUCCUGGACCAGGUUUUGUUGUUUUUCUACAGAAUAAGAAGAUGAAGUCCUGAUGUGAUGGUUUCAUGUUACUUCAGUCUAAUUGAAGGUUGAGUGAGGGAGAAGCACAAGCUUGCUGCAAAUAGAAAGCUAAUAGCUCACAGCAAAUAAGUUCUUAAGCUGCUCUAGUUUUUGUGUAGUAAACCAGUAUUCAGAAAUAUAUAUGAAGAUGAGAAUUGGUAGUGUAAAAUAAUACACUAUAUUCCCACCUCAUUCUGUAAAUGUUUAGACCCAGCCUUAUUGGAGUUGUCUCGCUGAUUUAAGUCAGGCAAAGUUGUUGUUUCAAAGGUAGAGAGAUUACAAAGUUGUCAUCCACCCCCCCCCCCCCAUCUCCUUAUUAAAAUAAAACCACUAGUGAGACAGCUCUUGGUGUGUUGAUACACUGCAUGCAUUGUGUAGUGAUAUGGAAGUUAGUCCAUCUCCACACUCUGUGUGCUUGAUGGCUUUAAAGCUGAAGAAGCACAGUUUUAAGUGUUACGGGGUCACAGCAUUGCUGGGCUCUUUUUAUCAAGGUUUGCAGCAGCAGUACUUUUAAAAUCUCUUCAGGUGUUUACUGGUUUGCUUUCACUCAUGCCUUGACACUUGUUACAACUUUUUUUUUCAACCGCCAUAUAUAUGCGUGUAGGAGUGGUUGUAUUUUAAAACUUAUAUUUGAUAUUAUGAAUUGGAGGAAAAAAAAUAGAAAGCUACAACGUUCAUUUGCUCCCCCUCCAAUUGCCGUUGGUACAGGUCCCUUAGUGUCAAGCAACAACUGCAGGCUUCCGAUAUUGCUAACUUCAGAGUUUCUAGUUGCUGCCUUAGGUCUCUGCCUAAGCAAGUCUUAUACCUGAAUAAUUGGACAAAUCCCUAAUCCAAUGGAUUUUAAACUCUUGGUAAACCAAUUCAAUUAUUUGCUUCCUAAUUUAAAAGAUAGGGAAUAUAUCCCUGAAAAGAUUAUGAGCCUUUUCUUGGGCCAGAACAAGGGCUGCUGUCUAGAAACCCAGGGGUUUAAUUAGGAUUUUGAUUUCUAAGAACAAAGUAUCUUAGAGUCUUGAACUCUUAUAGCAUGACUGUUUGGGGAGUUCUUAGGUGUCUCCCCUCCCUCAAGAUGGCAUAUUGCUUUGGCAUUUGCAGAGUGAUGCUGGCAACUGAGUGGGAUGAGUUGGAUUCAAUGCUGUUGGAAGGAGACUAAGCAGAUGCACCCACUAAUUAUGGCAACGGGCAUAAUUAUCCUCUUCAAUCAAGACAAUCUUUGUUCUCACCCGAUCCUUCUCAAGUCCAGUGUUCUCCAAAUGUAAUAGAACAGUACCUAUCAUCCUCAGCCAGCUUGGCUUUUUGCUUUGCUGCCUGGGUUGACAGGAGGGGUAGUCCAAUGCAUCUAAAGGACACCAGGAUGGGAAGGCCUCUUAUUGAGCAACUUCUAAACCAUUGCUGCUGCAGUCUUCCCUGGAACAGUGGUUCCCAAGCUUUGGUCCUCCAGGUGUUUUGGACUUCAUCUCCCAGAAAUCCCAGCCAGCGGACCAGCUGUUAGGAAUUGUGGAAGCUGAAGUCCAAAACACCUGGAGGACCAAAGGUUGGGAGCCACCGCCCUAGAAGAACUUAUAUUCAAUGUGCUCAUUCUCUUUGCCUGCAGUCUUCAGUCCUAUGGGCUUGGAACUGUCCUAGCAGACCUUUUGUGAGGAACAAAUCAUGGUGUAAGCUUUGAGUAUCCCUUUCCAAGAAUUUUGUUGCUCUGAGGAAGGUUAUUAAGUGAGCGGAUUACUUGUGUGGGUUAUUAACAGUUUGUUGAUUAAAUGUGUUGUGUACUGGA
Molecule: messenger RNA, 3687 nt
Organism: Anolis sagrei ordinatus
Lineage: Eukaryota; Metazoa; Chordata; Lepidosauria; Squamata; Anolidae
Gene: ASB8
Product: ankyrin repeat and SOCS box containing 8
Biological process (GO): intracellular signal transduction; positive regulation of transcription by RNA polymerase II
Cellular component (GO): nucleus
Molecular function (GO): protein binding; transcription cis-regulatory region binding
Source: RefSeq, a predicted model, not a curated record